AUGAUCGUCGUUGACCCGCAGUCUGCGCUUCUCACGAAUGCGGAGGUGUAUGACUUUCUAAAAGCGCAGAAACAGCGUCCGGCCGACAAGAAGCUCGGUGCCUACGAACCCGUCAAUCUAGCCAGCUGCAUCCAAGUACGAAAGGAUGUUCAAAAAUAUAUUGAUAUCACCGCUCCCCACACUGCUUCUCUUCCGGCACCAGAGGCUUACAUGAGUGAGGUUGUCAAGCGGCUUCGUCAAUUCGACCUCACAAAGACCGAAGUCUAUUCCAUCGUCAAUCUAGGGAUCGGCUUGCCGCGGGUCCAGCCCUCCGUGAAUGGGGAAGCUGAAGGCAUGGAAGUUGACGGCCAGGAAGAGGCGACAACCAAUGGAAUGGAGCCAAUUGCUCAGAUCACGAUGCCUGACGAUGAUGGUGACGACGCUACUGCAGAGGCGGAUGCUGCAGAUGACCAGAGUGGUCGUUAUUUGCUUGGACUUGUUGUUGAAAACCUUGACGAGCGAUUUUCUGGCGAGGAAGGCGACGACAAGAUUCAGGCCAUUAUUCGAGUUCUGAGAGGGUGCACUGCUCUAUCCACAUCUACCACUAACGGUGAUCAUGAAGCGCACCCUAGCUGA
Molecule: messenger RNA, 615 nt
Organism: Cyphellophora europaea CBS 101466
Lineage: Eukaryota; Fungi; Ascomycota; Eurotiomycetes; Chaetothyriales; Cyphellophoraceae
Exons: 2
Coding region: 1-615 (204 amino acids)
Biological process (GO): transcription initiation at RNA polymerase III promoter
Cellular component (GO): RNA polymerase III complex
Molecular function (GO): nucleotide binding
Source: RefSeq, a predicted model, not a curated record